GUAAAGUGAAAACUUGUGGGGAAUAGGGUUUUCGGUGAUAAAAUCGGGCUGACCCGAACCCGGUUUAGUGCGAGAUUCCACUGUCCGUCGUUAACAAAGGAGCUAAAUCUCAGAACGAUUUCUCGAUUUGCUUUUGCGACAUUAUAAUUUUCCUUUCAAUUGACUCAGUGAGUCGCCGAUCGAGUUAGAAAUGGGAAUGGGAAGUAACGGAGAAUUGAAGUAUGAGAUCUCCCAGAACGCGUACAUCAAACUCGUUCUUCACUCGCUGCGACACAAGACGGCGGCGGUCAACGGAGUCCUCGUCGGUAGAAUCAGCCCUAAGGACGACGGAGUUGUAGAGAUCUCAGAUUCUGUGCCGCUCUUUCACUCUAACCUCGCUCUCCUUCCUCCUCUCGAGAUCUCCCUCAUCAUGAUAGAGGAGCAUUAUGUGGCUCAAGGUUUAAGUAUUGUUGGAUACUUUCAUGCAAACGAGAGGUUUGAUGACGUUGAGCUCUGUGGUGUGGCUAAAAACAUUGGUGAUCACAUUUCUCGCUAUUUCCCUCAGGCACCAAUUCUCUUGUUGAACAACAAAAAGCUUGAAGCCUUAUCAAAGGGUAAAGAGCGAAGCCCUGUGAUGCAGCUCUGUGUGAAGGAUGCUUCUAAGAACUGGAGAGUAGUUGGAGCAGAUGGAGGAAGCAAGCUACUCUUAAAAGAGCCAUCGGCCAAUGUAGUUUUGUCAGAUUACAUUUCAUCUGAGAAAUGGAAGGACGUCACAGAUGUUGAUGAUCAUCUUGAUGAUGUAACAAAGGACUGGCUAAACCCUGGACUUUUCAACUGAAGAUGGGUAUGCGACAUAGCUAAACUAGACUUUUGCUUUCAUCAUCUUCUGUCGAAAAACAAAAAAGUUCUCGGAGACCAUUGUUUAAAAUUUCCCUUGAAUCUUGUUAAAGUAUUAUCCAGCUAUGCAACAGAGCUCAAAUUACUUUUAAUUGGUACACAUCUUAAACCUUAGUUAUAUCAUUUGAAUGAUAUCUUUUGGAGCUUGUUACAUUUUGAUUAUAUAGUUGGAAUGAAGAAAGCUCUACUUUAUUUGGCU
Messenger RNA from Arabidopsis thaliana (thale cress), 1075 nucleotides. RefSeq lists its product as uncharacterized. The transcript has 5 exons. Gene Ontology annotation, cellular component: EMC complex. Bases 191 to 817 code for a protein of 208 amino acids. NCBI's taxonomy places the organism in Eukaryota, Viridiplantae, Streptophyta, Magnoliopsida, Brassicales, Brassicaceae. The record is from RefSeq and is marked reviewed.